AUGAGAAAUGUGCCCUCGGUAGCAUGGCAUGGUUCAUGCCUUGUUGGCAUACGGACACUGUUCACGCCGUCUUGUACCGUGCAAUCACCGGCCAAUUUGAUUGCGAAUAGUUUACGGCGAUGUUGGACACGGCGACAGCUUUCAUAUAGCUCACAAGGGGUAUUGCGAUAUCAACAAGCAUGGAAGACGACUCGACAUACCUCACCCUUUGCUCCUAUCUCAGCGGCCCGUUCUACACUUAUCAGAACCGCAACAAACUCUACCACCGAACAGCCAAAAGAAAUUGAACAUGGCGUCCGCCUCGACUCGCAGCCAUUAUCGGCUGCCGAAAUCAAGACAAUAUUUCGCUCAUCAAGCGUCACACCUGAAAUGGGCAAUCGGAUCUUGUCCGUCCUCCAUGGCCGUCGAUUAGAGGGUACCCUCGACUUGAAUCUCCCUUCGGAUAUAAAACGUGCCGUGCGCUCGCGCACAAUCGAGAAUGGCCUCCAAUGGCUUCGCGCAAAUCACCCCAUAGACGAAGAUGCAGCUAUUCUAGCCCGUAUAGAGCGCGAAGAAAAGGAAGAAGAAGAACGAUUGCUGCAAUAUGUGCAAGAGCUAGGUCCUCAAAGCGGGCAUUGGAAUGCUCAGCUGGGUGAGGAGGGUGAUAUAUAUGGUCGAAGUACUUUUCAAGAAACUCGAAAAUUGAAUGAGGCGAGACUACUUAAGGAACAGGAGAAGAAUAGGAAGGAAUGGCUGGAGGGGGAGAUGAAGGACCGAGAGAAGAUUCAGAAGCAGUUGAAGGGGAAUACGGAGUUGCAGAAGUAUAAUCCUUCUGCAGUCGUGGAGGCUCGACCACGAGCCGACCCGCAGGAACGACCGUUCCUCGCCUGGGCUCAGAAGCAUUACGUUCGAGCCGAGAACACAGACUCCGAUUUCAGCACGAUGACAACAGCGCGCCGUAUCCUACCAGCCUUCGGCGUAACCCUUCUCGUCCUAGGACUAUGCUACUACUACGCAGAAACAUACCAACCACCAGUAUACUAUAAACGAAUGUGGAAAGGUAUUCCCCCAGCAGCUGCAACAAUAAUGGGCCUCAUGGCUACCAAUGUAGGCGUAUGGAUGUUGUGGAAACUGCCCCCUGCAUGGCGAAUGUUGAAUCAGUACUUUAUCAGCGUGCCAUUGUAUCCUUAUGCCAUGAGUGUGGUGGGCAGUGUUUUCAGUCACCAGCAAUUUAAGCAUUUGCUUACCAAUACCGUGAUUCUCUGGCUUAUUGGACUGAGACUGCACGACGAAAUCGGCCGUGGCAAUUUUCUGUCAUUAUACCUCGCCUCCGGCGUCGUCGGCUCACUUAUAUCCUUGACAUCGCAUGUCCUCCUCCAAAGGCUGACUGUAACCUCCCUCGGUGCCAGCGGCGCAAUCGCCGGUCUAGUCGCAGCUUGGUGUAUGCUGCACUCUGACGACAAACUCGUCCCCAGCUUCCUCCCCCACGAUUGGCGCGACUCCAUCUCCGCCAACGGUUCCACCGUCCUCGCAGCCAUAGUCGCCUUUGAAGUCUUCAAUCUCGUUUCUCCGUUCAAAGUAGUCGGAAAACUAGAUAAUUACGCUCAUUUGGGUGGCUAUUUUGCGGGGUUCGUGUGGGCGCUGCUGUAUAAAUCGAAGAGGGAGAAGGAGAGGCAAAGGAAGAGAAAUGAGAGAGGGUUUUUGGAUCGGAUCGGUUCUGUCUAG
Talaromyces marneffei is the source of this 1704-nucleotide messenger RNA. RefSeq lists its product as uncharacterized. The coding region runs from base 1 to 1704 and encodes 567 amino acids. Gene Ontology annotation, molecular function: serine-type endopeptidase activity. The record is from RefSeq and is a predicted model, not a curated record. The transcript has 5 exons. NCBI's taxonomy places the organism in Eukaryota, Fungi, Ascomycota, Eurotiomycetes, Eurotiales, Trichocomaceae. Gene Ontology annotation, cellular component: membrane.